AUGAAGUUAAAAUCGUUGAAAAUCAAAGAAAUUAUUAAGUUUGAUAAAUUUAUCAAAGUCAGCAACUUAGAAAAUUCAAGUAAUCAAAUGGGAUUUAAUGUCGGUUUGGAACCAAAAAAUAUGAGUGCAAAGGAAUUGGCAAUUAUACAGACGAGAAAAGCUUUAUAGAAUAUAAUCUCAUGGUCAUUAAUGAUUUAUCAAAAUGUAAAUCUAUAUUGCCAAUAUUAUUUAUAUCAAAUAAUUUCAGAAUGAUCAGCUUCCGGUUGACAAUUUUGAUAUAUCUAGUAAACUAAUAAAGAAGAUAUUUUGAAGAUAGUCAAGGAUCACCUAAGAAUUGAGGAAAAAUAGCUAUAUUUUAAUAAAAUUGUUACUUUGAUGCUGAGUUAAUAAUUUUUAAAUAGAAGCAACGAAAGUGAUGCAUUUAUUACCUUAGUUUUCACUAAUAUUAUAUUAGAUUUGGGAACUAACUUAAUUUUUAAAAAUUAAAUGAUGCCUACAUCAUACAAUUAAUAUAUUGUCAUGUUACUAUCGAAUUUUUAGUACCAUUUCUUCAAUAAUAAAGUUGAAUAGGUAAAGCAAGAAGAAGGAGAGUAAUCAUAAGGAAAAAUAGAAGAUGAAUGUGAUAAUUAAUCAAAAUUAGAGAAAAAGGAACAGAAAAAUAAGGAGAAUGAUAAUGAUUAUAACAAAAAAAUUCAUAUUUUUCCAGGUUAAACCAAGAAUUACUACAAAAAUAUGGGUUAAAAGAUCGUAAACUUUAUGGUUGAAGAAUUUUAAGAUGAUGUGAAAGUAAUGAGUGACAAUUAUAUAAAAUAAUUUAUGAAGAUUUCAAGUCAAGGUUUUAAUAGGAAUGCCAUUUUGAAGCUCAAAAAAUCCAAAAUAGCUCGAAAAAUACUAAAAUUAUUCUUUGCUAAUUAUAAAUGGGUAAAACCCUUUAUAUCCUAGCAUAAGGCAGAGCUCGAUUUGUAUUUCAGAUACAAUACUUAAGUCUAUUGUCCUCAAAAGAAAUAAAAAAAUUUAGAAAAAUCAAUAAAUAACUAAAUCAAACAAGAAGAAUGA
Messenger RNA from Paramecium octaurelia, 1056 nucleotides. The record is from the annotation of a GenBank genome assembly. NCBI's taxonomy places the organism in Eukaryota, Ciliophora, Oligohymenophorea, Peniculida, Parameciidae.